AUGACCUCAGGCUCACGCCCCAAGCCGCGUACAGCCCCGUCGCAAUCCCUUCACUGUUUCCUCAAGGUUCCCUUAGCCCAUGGAUGCGCGACUGUACGUUUUUGGUACCGCGAGUUGCUCUUCUCACUGCUUUGCACCCUCUGGUGCCCGCGCGCGACUGUCCAGGUUUGGCACUGCGAGUUGCGCAUCUCACUGCUUUGCAUCUUCUGGGUUAACCCAUGGGUUGAAAAGGCCUUCAAAGGAGCAGAAAGCGACCUAAUUAAAGACUACGAUGAGAAUAAAGAGGAGGAACAUCAUGUCAAUAUUGAAGACAAAACUCAUUUAGAGACUGAUGGUUUUUUAAAAGUGAGAGACAAGAGUUGUUUUACCUGCACUCACUGUGAAAAGAGUUUGGUAAGCAAAUGCAAACUGAAGAUUCACAUGAGGAUCCACACUGGAGAGAAACCAUUCACAUGCACUCAGUGUGGGAAGAGUUUCAGCCAAUUAUCGCACCUUAAUCAACAUAUGAUGAUCCACACUGGAGAGAAACCGUUCACAUGCAUUCAGUGUGGGAAGAGUUUCAACAAAUCAUCAUCGCUUUACAGACACAUGAGGAUCCACACUGGAGAAAAACCAUUCACAUGCACUCAGUGUGAGAAGAGUUUUAUCCAAUCAUCAUCCCUUAAUGAACACAUGAUGAGCCACACUGGAAGGAAACCAUUCAUAUGCACACUGUGUGGGAAGAGUUUCAGCCAAUCAGCAUACCUUAUUAAACACAUGAGGAUCCACACUGGAGAGAAACCAUUCACAUGCCCUCAGUGUGGGAAGAGUUUCAACCAAUCAUCACACCUUAAUCAACACAUGAGGAUUCAUACUGGAGACAAACCAUUCACAUGCCCUAAGUGUGGGAAGAGUUUCAUGAAGUUAUCACACCUUAAUGAACACAUGAGGAUCAACACUGGUGAGAAACCAUUCACAUGCCCUCAGUGUGGGAAGAGUUUCAGCUGCUCAUCAUACCUUAAUAAACACAUGAGGAUCCACACUGGAGAGAAAUUAUUCACAUGCUCUCAGUGCGGGAAGAGUUUCAGCCAAUCAUCAUCCCUUAUUAAACACAUGAGGAUCCAUACUGGAGAGAAACCAUUUACAUGCCCUAAGUGUGGGAAGAGUUUCAACCAAUCAUCAUCCCUUAAUAAACACAUGAAGAUUCACACUGGUGUGAGAGAGUAUAUGUGCUUGGAGUGUGAGAAGACUUUUAUU
Molecule: messenger RNA, 1236 nt
Organism: Danio rerio (zebrafish)
Lineage: Eukaryota; Metazoa; Chordata; Actinopteri; Cypriniformes; Danionidae
Source: RefSeq, a predicted model, not a curated record